Bicyclus anynana (squinting bush brown) is the source of this 674-nucleotide messenger RNA. RefSeq lists its product as uncharacterized. The record is from RefSeq and is a predicted model, not a curated record. The transcript has 3 exons. Lineage: Eukaryota; Metazoa; Arthropoda; Insecta; Lepidoptera; Nymphalidae. Bases 129 to 617 code for a protein of 162 amino acids.
UCGGCUCUUAUAAGAGGACUCGUCAACACCUUGAAGUUAUGGGAAUACCUCCGAGCACCCUGUAUUGCUAUACAGAUUGCUCGAGAAUAUUUCCCUUAAUCUUUAAUUAAAUUCCCCAGGGCAAAGGUAUGUGGUCUCUGAUCAACAUAGCGAAGUGCGACCUGGACUUGGAGACUGAGGCCAUACUGGUGGAGAUCAGCCGGAACAGGAUAAACCGCACCCACGACGGCAUCACCGCCAAAUUAGACGUCUCCUUGAUAAUCGACGAUUCUUACGGGAUCCUCAUAGAUGUAUGCAAAUUCGUGGACGGUGGUUGUAAACAGUAUCAGAUCAUAUCCGACGACAGUAUCAUAAAUUUGAUAGACAAAUACGCAAAGGAAAACGUCAUAAGAGCGUUUGAACUGGCCAAAAUCGACCCACCGGAGUUCCCUGUAUAUGAAGGCAACUACGCCAUAGAAGACUUCAUAAUGGACUACUGCGAGUUGCCGACCAACUGUGUGUUCGGUAAAUUUGAAGCCCAAGUGUUCCUGGUGAGCAGUGAAAGUGUCAGGGUCGCCUGUCUGAAGGUGGUCAUCGAGUUCAACGCGCCAGAGGACGACGAAAACGUUUGCGAGUAGCCAUUAUUAAAAAAAUCCUCAAAAUAAAAAAUGAAUCUUUUUUUUAAUAUUUUCCAA